UUGUCGUUGGCGGAAGUUGUAAUCGUUUUCCGUCUCUGCCAUGGCAAAAUGGCAGAGGUCGCCCAGAAACUGGGCGGCGGGGUUUGCCGGUUGUCCAGCUUCAAAUAUAGCCAUUGUCGACCGGUCUGCCGCGGGGAAGGUUCUGGAACUCGGUUGUUAUCAGUCAGAGGAGCCAUUUCCGGUCAUCUGAACAGGACUUCUUGGAUCAGAGGAGCCAUUUCCGUUCAUCUUAACAGCAUCAGGACUGCUCAGCAGCAAAGAUCCUUCUGUACUGUCAUCUUCAUCCGAGUAAAGCAGGAGUCAGAAAGACAACAAUCAAGAAGCUACCGGAAGACGAGUGAGAGCAACCCGUACAGGAGCAGGACUGCCUAUUAUGACAUCCUCAAAGUCUCCCCCAACGCCACACAGGCGCAGAUCAAGACGGCCUACUACAAGCAGUGCCUGGUCCACCAUCCGGACAAAAACCCCGGGGACGAAGAGUCCGCCCGGCGCUUCUCUGAGAUCAGCGAGGCCUACAGCGUGCUGGGCGACCACGCUCUGAAGAGGAAGUACGACCAGGGUCUCAUGAGCACGUCAGACGUCCAGGGUGCGGCACCGCCCGCUUCCACCGACACCCCCAAAUCUAAGGCCUCCUACCAAACCGGAGAGAGGCCCAUGUUUGAUUUUGACGCCUUUUACCAGGCGCACUAUGGCGAGCAGCUGCAGAGGCAGCGAGAGAUGCAAGCCCAGAGGAAGCGAGCGGAGGAGCUGUACAAGAAGAGGGAAAAGCAAAGGCGGCGCAGCGCGGUGGAGAUGGUGGCGCUCAUGUUGAUGUUCACGGCGGGAUUCAUUGCUUUAAACCUCAACAACAAGCCCUGAGAGAAAAGAAAAGUGUCAGGACAGGAGUGGGCCCUUCUGGCUUUAGGACACUUUAUGUAAACAAAUCUGACACAAAACAAGCAUAUUGGCCAUCUAAGAUAGUACAAUUAUCUUCAGUGACUCUGACUCAUGAUUGUCGGAUUUUAGUUUUUUUUAAUUUCCUCCCUUGAAUCCAAAAAUGUGCUGUAAACAUUAUUAAAUUGUAUCAAAGCGUU
Entelurus aequoreus (snake pipefish) is the source of this 1073-nucleotide messenger RNA. Its product is annotated as dnaJ homolog subfamily C member 30, mitochondrial-like. The coding region runs from base 49 to 858 and encodes 269 amino acids. The record is from RefSeq and is a predicted model, not a curated record. Lineage: Eukaryota; Metazoa; Chordata; Actinopteri; Syngnathiformes; Syngnathidae. The transcript is spliced from 2 exons.